UCCCGCCUUAAAGAAGAAGAACAAGGAACCAAUCUUUCCCGGUGAAGACCGGACAUAAUAUGCAGUGGGACAAAGCAAAAAACGUCGAGCCACAGAUGUAGCGUUGUGCUUGAAUCCUUCGCUUUGAAAUAACUAGACAAUUUAAGAGUUCAGCGACAUGUUUAAUUGCAACUUUGAUGGCUAGCUUCAAGUAUUAGACAGUCGCAGUGAUAAAAUAUUUGACAUUUUUAAACCAUUAAAACUUAACGCAACUGUGGCGCGACAAGAAGACGGUAAAGUGGAUUUAUUGUGGCUGAACUCCGAGAGUUUUGAUCUUAUUUAUGAGUGAAAAUGAAUACAGGUGUGCAACUUCCGGUUUCCGCUUUGCGCCUAAUGGUGUCACCAAUUCAGCUUGUGUCGGCAGCAAUCUGGCAAACCGUCCAGCAAAGAGUUGUGGCAGAUUAUGGGAUGCUGGAGGAUUUUGUUUCCAUGGUGACAGACAUUGUCCCAGAUCUGCUAACCAGUUCUCAGAGGGCCCAACUCAUCCUGGGCCUACGAGCGCGGGUGAUCUUGGAGUUAUGUCAGUACGAAAGAACAGCCAACGUCAACAUCAUGCAGCAACACCUGGACAGGAUGAACAUCCUCAUCAAGAUGUACGCUACGGACGAGGAUGAUUAUCCGUGCUCAGACUUUGUGGAAUAUGUCAAACAUUUGGUGCACAGUCCUGCUGAGAGGGAACACUUCUUUCUGAAUGUUUUUCCAGAAGAGUUCGGCCCGUCGUAUGAUGAAGCCCUUACCGCCCUGAUGGAGAUCUUUCUAUCCAGGCUUGAGGCUUUUCUCCCUUGGCGAACGUUCCAACAGGUGGCGACUACAUGUGACGAGGUGUCCUCCGCUCUGGUGAGCAGUAUGGAGUCCAUGCGGCGCUGCGAGGAACUCAGGACCCUGCUGCACAAUCACAAGGAACAUAGUCAGCUCGGAAACAGUGAUGAUUCCGUGGAUGACACCUGCAUCCUCUCAGCCCUCAAACGUGCCGCGGUAAAAGAACGCAGCUUGCAGGGUGAGCGUCCAAGCGCCUUUUCGCCACACGGAGAAUCGGAAACAGUCACAUGUGGUCCCAUCAAGACCGAGAUCAAUGAAGCCGAUUGGGUAGAAAUCGCACAAUGGGAGGAAAACACAAAAAGUAAAUUAAGUAAUGUUUCUUUUCCUACUGUGGGAGAUUGCGUUCAAGUGGAAAAAACGUCUCGAUCUGUGCGAGCAAACCGAGGCUUAAAGAUGAAAAUGAUUUUAUUGGAAGAGAAGAAAGGACUUGAGGCAUCCGCGACAAGUCCUUCCGAUCAUUCCGACGAUGAAGCCGAGAGCGUCGGAAGCGGCGCCUCCUCCUGGUCUUUCUACUCCGAUGAUGACUCCGGCGGCGCUCCUCAUUCGUGGUCCGAGUACUCCAGCGACGACGCGACUCCUGUCAGCAGUUCCGUACCAAGCCAUGUCGAAAUGGAAGAGGAGGAGGUCGAUUUCGUCCCAAACGAAGACGGCGAAUUCUCAGAAGUCCCGCCUCAAAAAAGCUCCCGUCACGUCCAGUGUUUCAUCUGCAACGAGCAAGUCCAAACAAACCUGAAAACCCACCUGAGAACCCACUUCCCCGACGGUCAGUACACCUGCCCGCGGUGCGCCAGCCGCUUCAAACUUUUCACUUCGCUUAGACUACAUUUGAAAAGAAUCUGCUCUGACCAUUUCCGUCAGCAAGCGGGCGACGGUCCGACUCUGGGUCAGGAUCGCUACAAAUGCGACCAAUGCGACGAGGCGUUCAAGUAUAAACUAUCGCUGGAAGCGCACCAGCGCACCCAUAAUGAGCUGUACUGCAAUGUGUGCAGGAAGGUCUUAAAGGACGCCGCCAUGUUGGAAAGACACAAGUCCUCCCACCCUGGUUUUCAGUGCACUCGCUGCGAGGAGACCUUCAUUCUUUUCAAGCCCCUGAUCAGACACUUUGAAGACCUCCAUAAGAUCAGCAGACCUUUUAAUUGCAACCAUUGCCCCAAGACCUUCUCUAGUAUCCGCUUGUUGAUCAGACACGAGUGGAAGCACACGGGCGGGUUGCCGUUCCGGUGUGCGCUUUGCGGCCUGCGCUUCCGAAACGACGCCGAUCUCGUUUCGCAUCAACGCGUUCACACCAAGGAGAAACCGUACCUCUGCGCCGUGUGCGGGAAAACCUUCUCCCAGAGAUCCAAUCUUCUUCGGCAUUUGCAUUUUCUCCACAGCGAAUCUAAAAACGAGAAGAAACACUUCUGCACCGAGUGCCAAGCGUCCUUCAAAGAAAAAGGUUCACUGAGGCUCCACCAGAGACGGAAGCACCACAAACAACUUUUCCGCCAUCAGUGCCCGGAUUGCGGCAAGACCUUCUCGGCGUCGUCCAUCAACAGACACAAGCUCAUCCACACGGGAGAGAGACCUUUCAAAUGCACCGUCCCCGAGUGCGAUAAGUCCUUCCUGUCUACGGCCGAGGUGAAGAAGCACGUGCUCAUGUUCCACUCCACCGAAAGACCGUUUAAAUGCAACGUUUGCCCAAAGGCCUUCGUCACCGUGGGCUUGCUGAACAUGCACGCCAAGAUCCACUUGGGCAAGAAGCCGUUUGUUUGCGAUAUUUGCCUCAAGGCUUUCCCAAGGCGCCACAGCAUGAACAGGCAUAAAAAGCUCGUACAUUCGGUUCCUAGCUAGGUCGUACGAACACGGCAUUGCUUUUAAGAUUGCGUUAGUGCAACCUUCAAGGACCUUCAUUUUUUAGGGAAUUUUGCCCAUCAUCAACAAUUCUUAUGAUUUUUGUCUCUUUUCUGUGCUUUCUACAGAUAUAAAAACAUAAAAAGAGACGGCUAAGAAUGAUUUGUUAUGAUUGUGCCUGUGGGGCAGCACAGCGGACGAGUGGUUAGCACACAGACCUCACAGCUAGGAGACCAGGGUUCAAAUCCACCCUCGGCCAUCUCUGGAUUUUCUCCGGGUACUCCGGUUUCCUCCCACAUUCCAAAAACAUGCUAGGUUAAUUAGCAACUCCAAAUUGUCCAUAGGUAUGAAUGUGAGUGUGAAUGGUUGUUUGUCUAUAUGUGCCCUGUGAUUGGCUGGCCACCAGUCCAGGGUGUACCCCACCUCUCGCCCUGAAGACAGCUGGCAUAAGCUCCAGCACCCCUCGUGAGGAUAAGCACAAAAAAAAUGAAUGAAUUAAUUAACCUUCAAAAUGUGUUUUCUUAACAUUAUUAGAGCUCUCUAGACAUGAAGUAGCACCCCUAUAGUCACUUAUACACUCCUAUAAUUCAUUAUUUAUGACAUUACACAACUCUUUUGCUGGAGACCCAAGUUCAAUUCCACCCUCGGCCAUCUCUGGGUUUUCUCCGGGUACUCCAGUUUCCUCCCACAUUCCAAAAACAUGCUAGGUUAAUUGCUGACUCCAAAUUGUCCAUAGGUAUGAAUGUGAGUGUGAAUGGUUGUUUGUCUAUAUGCGCCCUGUGAUUGGCUGGCCACCAGUCCAGGGUGUACCCCGCCUCUCGCCCGAAGACAGCUGGGAUAGGCUCCAGCACCCCCCCCCGCGACCCUCGUGAGGAUAAGCGCUAAAAAAUUAAUGAAUGAAUGAACCUUCUAAAUGUGUUUUCUUAACAUUAUUAGAGCUCUCUAGACAUGAAGUAGCACCCCUAUAGUCACUUACACACUCCUAUAAUUCAUUAUUUCUGACAUUACACUGCUGGAGACCUGAGUUCAAUUCCACCCUCGGCCAUCUCUGUGUGGAGUUUGCAUGUUCUCCCUGUGCAUGCGUGGGUUUUCUCCGGGUACUCCGGUUUCCUCCCACAUUCCAAAAACAUGCUAGGUUAAUUGGCGACUCCAAAUUGUCCAUAGGUAUGAAUGUGACUGUGAAUGGUUGUUUGGCGACCAGGCCAGCUGUGAGACAUAAUCCCUCCAGCGUGUCCUCGGUCUACCCCAGGGCCUUUUCCCCGGCCUUUUCUUUUAGGUGUGUCCCAUUACAUGCAUUAAUUACCUGCCUCUUUUAUAGCUGUUUUUGUAUCUUUAGAACUCACAGAAAAGAGAGAGGAAAAAGUGCAGUUUUCCUUUCAGGAUCUGGUCUCAAUCUCAACUCAUUUGGGGGACCGGCGUCAAGGAUCUAGUCCUGACAUAUGUGUCAAACCAAGUGACUAACUCUUCAACAAACAGGAAGUCGGUACUCGACAUGAGCGUGGUAAAAGAAAUAAUGCUAUUAGCAUCACAGAGCAACAGAUAGAUAACACACACAGGUAAAACUACUACAGCAACUUUUUUACAAAACAAGUGUAGCAAAGCAUGCUGGGAAGCCAUAGUGACGCCAUCUGCCGUGAUGAUUUUAGUUGUUUGAGAACUGCUAACUCUUGAUUCAUGUUGGGUUUCGAUUGGUGUUUUACGUCAUUAAUAAAAAAAUAAAUAAAAUCUGUGUAAUGCUUGCAAGUGAUUUCCUGUAUUUUAGUCAAUAGUGCUUUUUAUUUGGCAUAUAAUUUGAGUUAAUACUACAACACUUAGGUACCACCAGCAUUGCUUUUAAAGUGCUUUGCAGGGUCUUUAUCCACAGUAUAACAGGUCACUGUUGGCACUGUAGUGGAGUUUAAGGUUGAAUGCUGAUUUCAACAUGCUUCACUGACAAAACAAGGGGGGGAAAUCCACGCGUAAGUUGUUCCAUUUGACAAAAGUUUCCCUUUAUAGUUCCCUGCUAGGUAGAACAAAAGAUGGAGGAUUAGUUCAAAUGUACGUGACAUUAUGUUCGUUAAUGACUUGACGUCAGACUUGUUGAUUUUGCUUCAUAAUUGAGAAUGUUAGCAUAAAAAACAACACCGUGCACCAUUACUUUUUAUCUUUAUUCAUCAAAUUACAAAGUCCCCGUGUUUUUAUUUUAUAUUUUUUUACACUCUUGUAGUCUAUCUUCACGUACAGUGAAACCUAAGCUUUCGCCAUUAACCCGUUCCAAAAAGUCAGACGAAAAUAAAAUAAUCCGGAAAAAAAA
Doryrhamphus excisus (bluestripe pipefish) is the source of this 4981-nucleotide messenger RNA. RefSeq lists its product as uncharacterized. Lineage: Eukaryota; Metazoa; Chordata; Actinopteri; Syngnathiformes; Syngnathidae. Gene Ontology annotation, molecular function: RNA polymerase II cis-regulatory region sequence-specific DNA binding; DNA-binding transcription factor activity, RNA polymerase II-specific. The record is from RefSeq and is a predicted model, not a curated record. Gene Ontology annotation, biological process: regulation of DNA-templated transcription.